Messenger RNA from Strongylocentrotus purpuratus (purple sea urchin), 2645 nucleotides. RefSeq lists its product as uncharacterized. The coding region runs from base 112 to 2409 and encodes 765 amino acids. The transcript has 13 exons. The record is from RefSeq and is a predicted model, not a curated record. NCBI's taxonomy places the organism in Eukaryota, Metazoa, Echinodermata, Echinoidea, Camarodonta, Strongylocentrotidae.
GCAUCUCAUAUCGCUGGUCCUGGGAAUUGCUUUUUGCAUAACUGCUGUCUAUUUUAGCUAUUCUCCGUUUGUUUCGGAUCGUGUUUCUGUCUAUUCUGCUAUGAGAACAUCAUGGAAAUCAUGGACGAGGCGAGAUUAGCAUCCUUAGAGGAUCUGUGCCUUGAUCAGGUUGUACAUUUUAUCCCUAUCCUUGGGAAUGAAUUACAAGGUCUCUCUCAUGCCCUGUUUAAAUGUCUGCUUCCUCUAUGUGAUGACUAUAGGCUUGCUCUCCUCCAUAACAUAGCAGUCAGUAAAGGUCUUGACAUCCAAACAAUGUGGCGGGAUCGAUGCAGAGCUCGAUUUCUUUGGUUUUACCGUCACAAAUUCAAGUCAAACCUUCAUGAUUCAUUCUGGCAGUGUCAUGCGUGUUUAUCUACAACCCUAAAUGACCCUCAUUCACAGGACGUUGACUGGUAUCAGACGUAUAUGGAUAAGAUUUGUGAAGAGAAUUUAGAAAAAAUACGCACAGAGACAAUCGAGCAAGGCAGGGAAAUCCCAAGAACAAGCGUAGAUGAAGAAACUAAAGCCAUCUUGAAGUAUCCCUUCUGGAGAGAUUCUGAAGACAUCAUUCAAUACAAGCCCCAUCAGCUACUCUUGAACAUCAAGACAGUGAUAGCUUUAACCAGAUCCCCCAGUGCACUUAGCCUACUGGCGCACCAUCUACAUACCCUCAUGUGCAGGGUUCAAAUCCCCACCAAGUACAGGGAACUUGCUACAUCAGCCUUGGAGAGGUUCUUGAGAGCUCUACUUGCCAGGGGGAAUCUGGAGACCAUGUAUCUCAAGGAACAGCAGAUCAUGCGUGGUGAAUCUGUAGACUAUGCCUGCUUGCUGGCCAUGCUGCUGCUGGGAAUAGCGAAUGAUGAAAGGAAGAACAACGAGAAUGCAGAGCAGACUGUUGGUAUGCUUGAAGAAGAAAACUCAUUAGAAAGUCAGGAGACAGCUCUAACCAACAGUCCGCAGAGAACCGAUGAUUUCAGUGAAGACCUGUACGACUUCUGCUUCAAGGAACCGGUGAAGACGGACUUCUACAGUGCAAUGGUGGACACUGAUGCAGACCCUGACGCUGACUCUGCCCAAGCAUGUAUCCCAGUGGCAGGGAAUGUUUAUGAUAUGUUCUGUGAGGAAGGGGCAGCAGGAGAGGAAAGCAUGAACUGCGUGAUGACAUCCAAUGCCAUGCCUGAAGACCUCUGGAGGGAUGAGUGCUGUCACUAUGUGGAUCCAGAAAUCACAUAUUUCCAGCACAUCUUGAAUGUACCUGGUCCUGGACCAUCUCUAGGCCACUCCAUCUCCAACCUAGCCCUGGUCUAUGUUAGACUGAAUGCUGAGAGCUGUACUGCUCUGGCUGACUGUGUAGUCAGAUCCACAUCCUUACAGUCAUUGGCUUUGAUACAGUGUGUGAUGCCAGCCUGUGGUUGGUGUGAGGUCAUGUCUGGGCUUGCCUUGAGGGCACAGAAGGGACUAGUACUUCAAGAACUGGCUCUAACAUUUAGCCAAACUUACAGAACCACACCCAAGUCUAUGUUUGGCCAGUACUGCGCACACAAACUCAAUGAGAUGCUGGAGGCUUAUCACAUACGAAAUCACAAGAUGAAGAGUCUGAAGUUGGAGCUCCUUCUAAGCCAUAAAUGCCAAGCUGCUGAAAACUCAUAUCUCCCCAAGUACCUUCCCAGCACAUCUUGCCUGACACUGAACUGCUGGGGUCGACCUUUGACCUUGGACCACUCCAACUCUCAUCCUCUCCACCAGUUAGUCUCACCUGCAGACCUUGCCUCUGCCAUUCAAAGCAGGGAUUCAGCCCUCACUGACCUCCUACUGGAGAACUCCUCACUUGACACUGUGGAGGUGGAUACUCUGUUAGCUGCUGCAGCAAACUCUCCUAUGCUGAAGAGGUUGAGCGUGAGGAGGAACAGGUAUUCCACAUCUCAACCAAAGGGCCUCCUAGCCUUACUUCAACACUCCGGAAUACGAUCUCUUGAUUUAUGUCAAUGCAAGUUUUCGAUUAAAGAGGGUGACACAGAAUUUCAGGAUGGUCUAGUGGAUGCACUGAUUAACAACUGUAGUCUUCAACACCUCAAUCUCUCAGAUCGUGUACUAGAUGAUGAAGAUCUGGCCAUUCUAAGCAGAGCAUUUGCUGUCUCAAAGCGCCCAAAGCAACAGCCUGGAUACUGCCUUAAUAUCUGUCUUUCUCCCUUUUCAUCGAGGGCCCUUAUGCAAUUUGGUGAGAUGCUUUCCAAGGAUGUUGAUGGUUGUCGUAGUAACAAGAGAGUACAUUCCCUGGAUCAUUUGAGUCUUGACUGGAGAUGUGUUAACAUGAUACGGACAUUGAAGACCAUUAUUCCUCGUGUGACGUGUCCUCACAGAUUGUCCUGAAGCCAUGCCAAGGUUGGACAAUCAUCCUUGAGGUCGCAUGCCCCAGUGUCUUUCAUCGUUGGAAUGGAUGCCUGCGAGGCUGUAUGAUAGUGGUGAUUAUUUUACCUGACAGCUAAGAAAGUAAUAAAUGCGUGUUAGUAAGCAACCAGAACACCGACAGCAUUAGGUCUUCUCCAAGGGACCUGGUAAUGAGGAUUAAUGCCUUACCAAAGGGCACUAGCGCAUCGUCUUGGUUU